CGGUCGCAAAUAACUAACGAAGCAACCACUUUUCCAACUGAGGAUUUAGGAAGCUCAAAAAAUCGUUUCUGCCAAGAGGUUGUCAUUGUCCAAAACUGUGUGGAAUGAAUGUGAAUGUAUUUUAACUCAGUAGGAACAUAGAUAGUGAAAGAAAUUCAGGAUGGCUAUCAGUGAUACCGAACGGGAAUUUCAUUAGUUGCAAUAAUUAUCUACUAUUCCAUAAAAUUUCCAGAUAUUAAUGUGGGAAAGCAUAUUACGUGUAUUAUAAAAAAAUCAAAAUGCCGAUUUGUGAACAGGUUUGUUCCUGUUGUGCUGGAAAUGACGAUUCUACAAACGAAAGAAUGUCCCUUCUCAAUAGUACAAGCAGUGUUAGUAGUAUCCAUAGAAGGACAACUGAUAUUCAAGACUUUCCUAACAAAGAUUACGAGAGUUUGAACUAUGACAGAUUCUGUAACAAGCCUUAUUUAGAAUAUCAAGAAAAGUUUGAAAAAGAAAAUCCAGUAGCCGGUGGUUCUGGAAUACCCGAGAUUAAAUGUUAUUUAAAUGGUAUCUGUGUUCCACGUAUUGCCAGAUUUCACACAUUAGUGGCCAAGUCUGUUGGCGUGUUGUUCAGUGUGGCUGGAGGACUAUUUGUGGGUAAAGAAGGACCGAUGAUUCAUAGUGGUGCUAUAAUUGGUUCUGGAAUACCACAGCUUAGAAGUAUAACGUGUCCAAAAUUGAAAACCAAGUACAAUUUCUUCAGAUGUGAUAGAGAUAAAAGAGAUUUUGUAUCCGGAGGAGCAGCAGCCGGUGUAGCAGCUGCUUUCGGAGCUCCAAUUGGGGGAGUUUUAUUUAGUUUAGAGGAGGGUUCGUCAUUUUGGAAUCAGAAACUAACAUGGCGAACUUUUUUCUGUUCCAUGGCGGCAACCUUUUCUUUGAAUUUUUUCCUGUCUGGUAUAAAGUCAUGUAGUUGGGGAUAUUUUUAUCUGCCAGGUCUGAUCGACUUUGGUACAUUUAGGUGUCAGAGUGAAGAAUCGGAGAUUUGUGACUUAUGGAGUGCUGUAGACUUAUUAAUAUUUAUUAUAAUGGGACUGGUUGGUGGUGGACUUGGUGCCAUAUUCAAUACCCUCAAUAAAUCCCUGUCCAGACAUCGACUUCUUCACGUUCAACGUAAACACAAAAUCUUCAGAUUACUGGAAGCUAUGUUGGUGGCUAUGGUUACCACCACGUUAACGUUUCUAGCUGCUAUGACUCUUGGAGAAUGUCGUAAACUGCCUGAAGAGCCUGUAGUGCUGAACAGUACAAAGGAGGUAAUCACCAAUGUAAGAACAUAUUUCUGUGCAGAUGGUUAUUAUAAUGACAUGGCCACACUUUUCUUCAACCCACAAGAGGUAGCAAUAAAACAACUCUUUCAUCAACCUGCUCGGUUUGGGAUGCCAUCGCUUGCCAUCUUCUUCAUGUUAUUUUUCUUUCUGGCUUGCUGGACGUACGGUGUGGCAGUACCCAGUGGAUUGUUUGUACCGUCAUUACUGUGUGGUGCAGCUUACGGAAGAUUUGUUGCAUUAGUCUUAAAGAGUGUAUUUGGCUAUGAGAGUGUCUAUUCUGGAACAUACGCCCUGGUUGGGGCUGCAGCGUUUCUAGGUGGUGUGGCUAAUUCAUGCACCACUAGGCUAGAGUCGCUUAAGCUUAAUACUACCUGUAUCAAUAUUGUAUCCUAUCCUAAACAUGAAGAUAGCUUGCCGGGCAAGGUAGCAAAAUGGUCCGGAGAUUUGUUCAAUGAAGGCUUAUACGAUAUCCAUAUAAAGUUAAAAAGUGUUCCCUUACUAGAAUGGGAUGUUCCGCCGCAUACAUACAGAAUGAAAGCAAUGGUCAUCAUGAGUAAAGAUUUAAAAGUUGUCUUCUUACAUACAAGAGUUGCUUCCCUUGUACAGUUGCUGAAAACCACAGCUCACAAUGUUUUUCCAGUUGUAACCACCGCAUGUCAACUUCAAGAAUCGGGAAUAUUAGGAGAAGAGUUUGGAACAUCGCCUUUAACCGGCGAAAGAAGUUUUGAAAUGGUAACCAAGAAUCAACCAAUGAAAUUUGAAGGACUGAUUCUAAGAUCUCAUAUUGUUAUCCUAUUGAAAAAACGCAUCUGGUUUAAAGAAGGAAUAUCGUUGCCUUUCGAUAUGGCACAACUUGUCAAGAACAAAAACAAAAAAGCGCUACGAAACUCAAAACCUUCUUUCCCCGAAAUGAUAAAAUAUAAUAUAAAAAAAAUGACCGGUAUCUGGGAUGAUCAGGCUCUAGUGCAUGCAAGGCGACAACAGCUCGACAGAUCUAGAGAAAAGCUUCUUCGGUUUAACCUUUAUUACAAUGUAGAUGAACAUCCAGAAGAAUUAUCAUAUACUAAGAGUUACAAACGUUAUUUAAAUGCAGCAAAGCUACAUUAG
Molecule: messenger RNA, 2411 nt
Organism: Lottia gigantea (owl limpet)
Lineage: Eukaryota; Metazoa; Mollusca; Gastropoda; Lottiidae
Exons: 20
Coding region: 279-2411 (710 amino acids)
Biological process (GO): chloride transport; transmembrane transport
Cellular component (GO): lysosomal membrane; intracellular membrane-bounded organelle
Molecular function (GO): voltage-gated chloride channel activity
Source: RefSeq, a predicted model, not a curated record